ACAAAAUCUGUGGUCCUAACAAUAUUGGUUUAUUUUUGUUGUAUGACUUGCUAUUGCAGCUAACUUUUACGUUUUAAUUACAUACAGUUAUCGUAAAGCCUUCAAAAUUGAGACCUAUAUUACAAUGGAGAACGUCCCAGAUGUGCCUAUAGUGCAGCAUUUAAAUCUAUUACAUCCUAUGCCUCCUCUGCAGGAAUCGAUGCUUCAGCCCCUUAACAAUGUACAGAUUCAUCAAAAUCCACCGGAACCGCCUCCUGCAGCACCGGACGAACAGCUGCAGCCGAAGGUAAAAAACGAGAAAAAGAAAAAGGAGGCUAUCGACGGCCAAGCUCGUGAAAUAAUAUUUAAGGUGAUUAAGUUCUUCGAGAGUGAAAAACAAAACAGAGGAUAUGCUUUUCCCGUAGAAAAUGUAGUCAAGCGAGCCUGUGCAGCCACCGGCCUGUCGGAGAGUACAAUUAAACGAAUAAAACGAGAGGGACUGCGAGCGGAAGCGACACAAACGAAAAUGACCGGGCCUAAAAAGAAACGAGUGAGGAAAACGAAGGUGCAGCUCGAUUACUACCAGCUGUGUGCCCUCCGCGGCAUCGUCAAUAGCUACUCCAUGCGGAAAGAGAUCCCUACGUUAGGUAAAAUAUUGACGGCCGCCAAACACGAACUCAACUAUAGAGGAGGUAAGGAAUCUCUAAGACUGAUACUGUUAAACAAGCUAGGUAUCAAAUUCAAAAAGUGUGAGAAGAAAAAUAAGAAGCCUCCAGAAGUAAAUCCACCCCCGAUACAGCCCAUGUCUAAUGUUAUGGUUCAUCAGCAGAUGGCUCCGAUGAAAGCCGAGAACCACUGUAUAUACACAAAUAUGAUGCCGCAAGUUCCACCAGUGUCCUACUAGUAUAAGUUUGUUAUAAAGCUUGGUAAUAAUUGUACUGGGAGUCGUGAGAAAAGUUUAGUAAAGAUUUUUAUGAACAAGGGUUAAAUAGAUAUGAAAGGUUCAAAUGGAGGAGACUCGAGUAAGCAGAGCAAUUUCUCUAGUUUUGAAAAUGUGAUCUAAUUGUUCCAAGUUUUUCAAAUGCAGCGAGGUUCAUCAUGGUUACUAAACAUUAGCUAAGUGUGAAUAAUGUCAUAUAAUGUAAAUAAAAGUAUUUGUAAGUUACAAUAUGAAGAUCAUAUUUAACAUAGUAAAUGAAUGCCUAAUUGCUGGAAUUGUGUGAGCAUAAAAAAUAUAUGAAAGUAGACAUUUUUCUAUUUUAAUGAAAUUUGAAACAUUUUCAUUUCAAUAUAUUUUAUUCUUCAGCUUUGUGUAAUGUGUACGAAAUGGAAUUUAUCUGUGUAAAACUAUAAUGUUCCUUAUAAUAUUCAAUCAAUGCUGGUCAUUUCAUAUUAUGUUUAAUUUUAAUUAUUUUAUUAGUAAUA
Molecule: messenger RNA, 1404 nt
Organism: Aricia agestis (brown argus)
Lineage: Eukaryota; Metazoa; Arthropoda; Insecta; Lepidoptera; Lycaenidae
Exons: 1
Coding region: 125-883 (252 amino acids)
Source: RefSeq, a predicted model, not a curated record